AUGAACGUCUUCCGCAUCCUAGGGGACGUAAAACUGCUGAAGAUCCAGAAAUCCAAGUCCUGUGCUGGCAUCUCUGGGAAGAGUCAGAUUCUUUUCGCCCUCGUCUUCACAACCCGCUACCUGGACCUGUUCACCACCUUCAUCUCUGUCUAUAACACGGUGAUGAAGGUCAUUUUUUUGAUAUGUGCCUACGUCACUGUGUACAUGAUCUACGUGAAAUUCCGGAAAACAUUUGACAGCGAGAAUGACUCCUUUCGCCUCGAGUUCCUGCUGGUCCCUGUCACAGGCCUGUCAUUCCUGGAAAACCACAGCUUCACGCCCUUGGAGAUACUCUGGACCUUCUCCAUCUACCUGGAGUCCGUGGCUAUCCUUCCUCAGCUCUUCAUGAUCAGCAAGACAGGGGAAGCAGAGACCAUCACCACACACUACCUUUUCUUCCUGGGCCUCUACCGCGCUCUCUACAUUGCCAACUGGGUCUGGCGCUACUAUACGGAGAACUUCUACGACCAGAUUGCUGUAGUUUCUGGAGUGGUACAAACCAUCUUCUACUGUGACUUCUUCUACCUCUAUGUUACCAAAGUCCUAAAAGGAAAGAAGCUAAGUCUUCCCAUGCCUGUUUGAAGACAUUUCCACAGACAAUGCAAGAAAUUGAAAAGAUGAAGCUCUUCACCACAGCUUUCCUUUCCUGGCCCUGACUAACGGAUGGCUCAGCCAAGUUUUGCUCC
Messenger RNA from Chaetura pelagica (chimney swift), 725 nucleotides. RefSeq names its product KDEL (Lys-Asp-Glu-Leu) endoplasmic reticulum protein retention receptor 3 (gene KDELR3). Gene Ontology annotation, biological process: protein retention in ER lumen; endoplasmic reticulum to Golgi vesicle-mediated transport. Gene Ontology annotation, molecular function: ER lumen protein retrieval receptor activity. Gene Ontology annotation, cellular component: endoplasmic reticulum; membrane; cis-Golgi network. Lineage: Eukaryota; Metazoa; Chordata; Aves; Apodiformes; Apodidae. The record is from RefSeq and is a predicted model, not a curated record.